AUGAAACCUGGCCUAACCAACUUCGAAUCUGAGAACAUACAGCCACAACUUUCCGAACAACGAAUUCUGGGAAAUGAGUCAAAACGCGAAUCAGAUGAUUUGAAUUAUGAAGCAGUGAAUCUCUCGCUGAUGGAGAAUUCCUCUUGGUUCCAAAUAACCCCUAUAAACGCGUUGACACCAGUAAUAUUGAAUAUGUUUUCGAACUCGGCUAUGGAGAAUCGAGUUUGCUGGGUCAACGGUGAAAAACCUGUUUGCCAAGCUUUGUUCAAACAGAACAUAAGUGAGAAUCAGGACCCCUCGGAGGCGACGGUACUCCAGGGGAAAGAGAUCAAGCGUCGCCAGAAGUGCCUCGUAGUACACGGACUUGAAGCUGGCAACCAUUUUCGUAGCGGCUCGCUGGGUGACGCACAAUGA
Opisthorchis viverrini is the source of this 414-nucleotide messenger RNA. RefSeq lists its product as hypothetical. The record is from RefSeq and is a predicted model, not a curated record. The coding region runs from base 1 to 414 and encodes 137 amino acids. The transcript has 3 exons. Lineage: Eukaryota; Metazoa; Platyhelminthes; Trematoda; Opisthorchiida; Opisthorchiidae.